AUGUCUGGCCGUCGUCGAACCGUCUCCUGCACCCGUUGUAACGGACUCAGAGGCGUAGCCAGGGGUGCUAAGGGGUGUUUGGAUGGGCAUAAUGUUUUUCACGACUCGAGCGUUAUAACCAAGCAUUUCCGGUUAUUUCUUCCACUGCCGUAUAAGAACGUUUUUUUUUUUAUAUAUAUAUACUCUGAUCCGUAUAAUGGACACGUAUUUAAGGAAGAAUUAUGCGAUAUUACGUCUGGAAAUACACUCGACGGGUUAACCGUAGCUAAUAAUAUAAAUAAUAGUAAAAAGAAAAAAGAAGAUUUUAAUGGAAAUUAUAUAAUUACCGCAUUUGUUAACAAUCACUCUCCUAGGAGGUCGCAACUUUUAAAGCGAUGUGUAUAUUCUCUACAAUCUAUAGUAUAAAUGUAUAAUAAUAUCAAAAUAAUUACAAAUUUAGUAUACACUAAAACAAAUUAUGAUAAAUCCGGUUCAUAAUAAUUGGGUUUUUUUUAAUCGAUUUUCGUUGAAAAUAUUUACAAUGCAACAUACGUAUAUUGAUGAAAAAUUUUUUUUUUUAAAUUUUGUAAUUAUUAUUAUUUUUAUUUUUUUUUUUUCAAAGGGGAUCUCAAUCAAAAACGUAUUUAGUCGUUUAAUUGGUAACGGCAGUACUUGUAUACAUAAUCGAGUGUAUUGGAAUUUGUUGUUUUACUAUACCGAUAAGCGAUACAAGAACAAUAAUAAUUCGGAAAAAACUUCGACGGAGAAAAAUUUCAAUUUCAUAACGAAUUAACGAUUUCACUAAUUCAAUAAACUAUAUACUGUUAUAACGUUGUACUGUGCGCACAAUUUUGAUCAAUUCCAAGGAGUAUUAAAAGUAUUAUUAUCACUCAUUUGAGGGAAUUCUAUAUAACUGAAUAAUAAACCGGGUAUACGCAAUGGUUUGUCCCAAUUAGGACAAAUGAGGAGUUAAGAGAAUUAUUUGGAGAAGCCGAUAUUAUAGGAAUUAUGAAGAGUAGCAGAAUAAGAUGGGCUGGUCAUGUUUGGAGAUCUGAAGGAGUACUGGGGAGCAUAACAAAAUGGAAACCAAACACAAAACGGCCUCGAGGAAGACCCAGACAACGGUGGGCUGAUAGAGUCAAGGAUGACCUCAGUAUGAUUGAUGUGGAAAAUGCGGAGGAAAUGUCAAGAGAUAGGGAAAAGUGGAAGGAUGUUGUUGUUGCGCCAAUGGACUUUAAUGGUCUUUAA
Messenger RNA from Cinara cedri, 1227 nucleotides. Lineage: Eukaryota; Metazoa; Arthropoda; Insecta; Hemiptera; Aphididae. The record is from the annotation of a GenBank genome assembly.